GUUCCUUCACCGAAAGCGAGGACGAGGUGGCGAGGGGAGGGAAACGAUGGUGUCAGGCGCCUGUAUGCGAGUAAAACAUUUUUAUCUUGCAUGCAAGGAAGGCUCCUGCAUCCCCGCUGUUUUACACGUAAUUCGCAUUGUACACGAUUUGUAGCAAUUGGAGGUCUGUCAGCCAAAACCACUGGGCCUGCGUCAUAGCAAGCUCCUGCUGAGAUGCUUCCGGGAGCCGCGCGUGAUCCCACCCGACUUCUUCUCCCGGGAGCGCGAGAAGUUCCAGCAAGUUCGCUGUUUCCGCUCCUCCCACAUGUCCAAUAGGCUAGAGCGGAGCGGCCGGGAAGUGACGCCAGCGGGGUCCGGGCUCUUUCCGGUUCGGGCUUGGCGAGAGCGCGUUGUGGCGACAUGAAGCUGCUCACCCACAACUUGCUGAGCUCGCAUGUGCGGGGGGUGGGGACCCGUGGCUUCCCACUGCGUCUCCAGGCCACCGAGGUCCGCAUCAACCCCGUCGAGUUCAACCCGGACUUCGUGGCGCGUAUGAUACCCAAAGUAGAGUGGGCGGCGCUUCUGGAGGCGGCCGACACCUUGCAUCUGGUCGAGGUGCCCAAAGAGCCGAUUCAGGGAUACGAGCACGAUGAGACAUUCCUGAGGAAGAUGCACCACGUGUUGCUGGAGGUGGAUGUGUUGGAGGGCACCCUGCAGUGCCCAGAGUCUGGACGUUUAUUUCCCAUCAGCCGUGGGAUCCCCAAUAUGCUGCUGACGGAUGAGGAAACCAAGACCUGACACCGUGCCGGGCACCAGUUUGUCAUUCUGUGACCGUGUGUGUUUUUGUGUACAUAAGUCUUGUUUGCUAGUUCUGUCCUUUGUAUCCCCGACCCCGGGCCCAGUGACACACCAAACACAGUGUUAUUGAGCUUGAUAUUAUAUUCUUUUUUCUCAUUAAAGGUUCAAAACCAAAA
Molecule: messenger RNA, 953 nt
Organism: Phacochoerus africanus (Common warthog)
Lineage: Eukaryota; Metazoa; Chordata; Mammalia; Artiodactyla; Suidae
Gene: TRMT112
Product: tRNA methyltransferase activator subunit 11-2
Exons: 4
Coding region: 400-777 (125 amino acids)
Biological process (GO): tRNA methylation; peptidyl-glutamine methylation; rRNA (guanine-N7)-methylation
Molecular function (GO): protein heterodimerization activity
Source: RefSeq, a predicted model, not a curated record